AUGGCAGAAAAUGUUGUAAUCGAUGCCUUGCCUUAUUUCGAUCGAGGAUACGACGAUCCGGGAGUCAGGGAAGCAGCAAUGGAGCUGAUUGAAAGGGAGAUGCACAAGUUUCCACCAACCAAAAACUACCUUGAGCAUUUGCCAGCUCCAGAUCACGACAAGUUUUUAACCCCGCUGAUGAAGGCAGAACUCGCAAGAAUAACGUCGAAGAAGCCAAUGGAACUGAUGCAGACUGAACGAUACACUCUCCCUGCGCCUACUCCUGGGUUGCGACACGACCCAGAAGCCUGGAAUAAAGCAGUCGAAAACUCAAAGGCUCAGCUGCAGCACCAGUUGGUUCGUAUUGAAAACUUGGAAUUAAUGGCUGAUUACGGCGCCCAAGCCUGGUUGAAAUACAACGAAACUCUCAACCAAAUGGUCUCCGAUGCACAGAAUAAACUUCAACAGAUCAGAAAAGACAUCCAAGAAGUGAACUGGCAGCGAAAAGACACUCAGCAACGCGCUGGCCAGACACUUUCGCGUCUUGAAAACGAAUGGGCCACGCUUGUCCACAAAAACUACGAGAUCGAAGAAGUACUCAUCAAGCUAGAAAACGAAAAGAACAACAUGAAAGCUGGACGAAGCGUCAAGAAGCAAUUCGGCUUCUAA
Oikopleura dioica is the source of this 648-nucleotide messenger RNA. The record is from the annotation of a GenBank genome assembly. Lineage: Eukaryota; Metazoa; Chordata; Appendicularia; Copelata; Oikopleuridae.